UCCGGUUUUCCUACCCGGAAGUGUGUGAGGCGGAUUGGAGCUAGGCACUGCCUUGGGGCUAGCUCACAGAAGUGUUCGGCUUACUUCACGCAUACAGAGCAAUUUGAAAGGAACUUUAAAAGCAGUCUGCAGAAACACUCGUUUCUGUGGACGAGAUUGCAAUUAUUAUUUGGGUCCAAAAUGGCAGAAGAAGAAGACGACACUGGGUUUGACGAUGAUGUUGAUGAUGGUGGAAAUGGAGCAGAUGGAGGCCACGGAAAAAGAAAGAGGCUUUUUUCCAAAGAGCUUCGAUGCAUGAUGUAUGGAUUUGGUGAUGAUCAAAAUCCAUACACUGAAUCUGUGGAUAUUUUGGAGGACCUUGUGAUUGAAUUUAUCACAGAAAUGACACACAAGGCUAUGUCAAUUGGACGGCAGGGUCGUGUUCAAGUGGAAGACAUUGUUUUUCUCAUCCGGAAGGACCCCAGGAAGUUUGCCAGAGUAAAGGAUCUCCUAACAAUGAAUGAAGAACUAAAGCGGGCCCGCAAAGCCUUUGAUGAAGCCAAUUAUGGAUCAUAGUGGAGUCGUUGCUUUGCAUGUUUUUUU
Molecule: messenger RNA, 582 nt
Organism: Anguilla rostrata (American eel)
Lineage: Eukaryota; Metazoa; Chordata; Actinopteri; Anguilliformes; Anguillidae
Gene: taf13
Product: TATA-box binding protein associated factor 13
Exons: 4
Coding region: 181-555 (124 amino acids)
Biological process (GO): transcription by RNA polymerase II
Cellular component (GO): transcription factor TFIID complex
Molecular function (GO): protein heterodimerization activity
Source: RefSeq, a predicted model, not a curated record